UCACGAACCAAAGCUGUAUCUAAAUGUAGCUAAAGUAUUGUAUUCGCUUGCAGCAAAGUAAUUGUAUUGAGUGCAAACGGAAUCCAAGUCAUAUAGAUUUCUUUGAAUGGUAAGCUUCUGAACGACAUAAAUUCCGCAAGCUACAGUAGACGAUUGAAUCUGGAUGAUAAGCAGUUGACGGAAUGGAGAGUCCGCAUAUCGGUGUGGUCCGGGAUUCUAUGCUAACCAAUCCACGUUUGAUAAGGGCCUCCCUGGGAAGAUCCAAGUCAAAGGGUCUGAGCUGCCCAGGGUCAGACUUUGUGUAUGGGAUGGUGACCACCAUUCAGGAUGGAGGGGUAGCUGAAGCCAUCUCCAGCUGGUACUGCCCGGCGGUGGAGACCCGCCACUCCGGGCUGCCGCGCAGGCAAGAGAAGGACUUUGUGGCCCUGAACCGCGAGGGGGUGAAGUCGGGCCUGGUGACGGCCAAGGAGCUGCAGCAGUACCACGCCACCCACGACCUGCGGCGCCCGGCGCCGCCCCGCGCCCCCCAGAGGAGAGCCAUGCCUGCAGUCCUGCCCCCCGACAUCACCUUUGGCAUCUGCACUCGCCCCUCCACUCCCAUUGGUGAGCUUCUGCAGCAGCAGUACCGUCAGCGCUGGAUACAGCAGCAGCUCGACAAGCACACAACCAUGCAGGGACAAGACAGCAAGCGGAAGCUGGGGAGAGUCCAGGACACUCGAGCGUCAGUGCUGCGGAAGAGUCAGCCACCUGUAGAGAGCGCCCCCUUGUGGAAACUGCCUCGCUUUCAGCAGGUGGGUCCAUCGCUGGACACCUUCAGAGAUGCAGCCGCCCGGCAGAGAGCUCUCAAGGCUCAGCAUCCAGACGCAACAACUACUGGACUAGCAACACUAUGAGCAAUGCACUAUGAGCAAGGCAUAACACACAA
Engraulis encrasicolus (European anchovy) is the source of this 925-nucleotide messenger RNA. It is a transcript of the gene cfap77, whose product is annotated as cilia and flagella associated protein 77. The transcript is spliced from 7 exons. Bases 183 to 893 code for a protein of 236 amino acids. Lineage: Eukaryota; Metazoa; Chordata; Actinopteri; Clupeiformes; Engraulidae. The record is from RefSeq and is a predicted model, not a curated record.